AUGGAUUUGGAACAUCGUAUUAAAGCGUAUCGCUUCGUCGCCUAUUCGGCAGUCACUUUCUCAGUUGUCGCUGUUUUGUCAGUAUGCGUUACUUUGCCAAUGGUUUACAAUUAUGUUCACCAUGUCAAGCGUACCAUGAACACUGAGAUUAAUUUCUGCAAAGGAUCGGCUAAGGAUAUCUGGAGCGAGGUUAAUCACUUGAAAUCUCUUCCAUCUGCUAACAGAACCGCCCGUCAAGCUGGUUAUGAUGCUGGAGUUACUGGAGGAUCUGCGACCGCUGGAGGUUGCGAUGCUUGUUGCUUGCCAGGAGCCGCUGGACCAGCUGGAACUCCAGGAAAGCCAGGACGACCAGGAAAGCCGGGAGCACCGGGACUUCCAGGAAAUCCAGGACGCCCACCACAACAACCAUGCGACCCAAUCACUCCACCACCUUGCCAACCAUGCCCACAAGGACCAGCUGGACCACCAGGACCACCAGGACCAGCCGGAGAUGCGGGAGCCAACGGAAACCCAGGACAAGCUGGACAAGACGGAGCACCAGGACAACCAGGAAACAAGGGACCAGCCGGACCAAACGGAAAUCCAGGAGCUCCAGGAGCACCAGGACAACCUGGACAAGACGCACCAUCUGAGCCAAUUGUUCCAGGAGCACCAGGACCAGCUGGACCAGCCGGGCCACAAGGACCAGCCGGACAACCAGGACAACCUGGACAAGACGGACAACCAGGAGCACCUGGACCAAAGGGACCAAAUGGAGCACCAGGACAACCAGGAGCUGAUGGAAAUCCAGGAACACCAGGAGAGGCCGGAACCCCAGGAAGCUCGGGAGAAAAGGGAAUCUGUCCAAAAUACUGUGCUAUCGAUGGAGGAGUCUUCUUCGAAGAUGGAUCACGUCGUUAA
Messenger RNA from Caenorhabditis angaria, 900 nucleotides. The record is from the annotation of a GenBank genome assembly. NCBI's taxonomy places the organism in Eukaryota, Metazoa, Nematoda, Chromadorea, Rhabditida, Rhabditidae.